CACCACUAGAUGACAUGGCAACAACCGGCGCAUUAAACAUUCCACUUCCGCCCAUCGUCCUUCCUCUUCCGUUUACGACGAUAGCAGCUUCAAAAUGGUGCAGCGCCUGACUUACCGACGUAGGCUGUCCUACAACACCGCGUCCAACAAGACUAGACUGUCCCGGACGCCUGGUAACCGCAUUGUGUACCUGUACACAAAGAAGGUUGGCAAAGCCCCCAAAUCAUCUUGUGGCAUCUACCCAGGAAGACUGCGGGGAAUCCGGGCUGUGAGACCUCGGGUUCUCAUGAGGCUGUCUAAGACUAAAAAGCACGUCAACAGGGCUUACGGAGGCUCCAUGUGCGCUAAGAGUGUGCGUGACAGGAUCAAGCGUGCUUUCCUGAUUGAGGAGCAGAAGAUCGUCAUCAAGGUGCUCAAGGCACAAGCACAGAGCCAAAAGUCAAAGUAAAAUGUGUAUUUCUAUUGCUGCAAUAAAAAAAAUUGACAAAUGGA
Molecule: messenger RNA, 492 nt
Organism: Corythoichthys intestinalis (scribbled pipefish)
Lineage: Eukaryota; Metazoa; Chordata; Actinopteri; Syngnathiformes; Syngnathidae
Gene: rpl34
Product: ribosomal protein L34
Exons: 5
Coding region: 95-448 (117 amino acids)
Biological process (GO): translation
Cellular component (GO): ribosome; cytosolic large ribosomal subunit
Molecular function (GO): structural constituent of ribosome
Source: RefSeq, a predicted model, not a curated record